Symbiodinium sp. CCMP2456 is the source of this 276-nucleotide messenger RNA. The record is from the annotation of a GenBank genome assembly. NCBI's taxonomy places the organism in Eukaryota, Dinophyceae, Suessiales, Symbiodiniaceae.
AUGAAGAGGAAUGUGCUCCUUGUGGGCGACCCGGGUGUUGGGAAGACUGCCGUGGUAGAAGCUUUGGCGCAGCGAAUUGCUGCGGGCCGUGCCCCUACUUGGCUGGCUGGCAAGAGGCUCAGGAGCCUGGAUGUGGCACUGCUCACUGCGGGCACUCGCCUUCGGGGCGACUUCGAGGAGCGACUGCGCUUCCUCCUCGAGGACGUGGACCAAGAAGGCAGCUUUACAUGCGGCAGGAAGUUUAAGUUGACUGCAUGCAAGCAAGGGUCACUGUAG